GGCAGGGGGAGGGGGGAAAGAAAUGAGGGGGUUUUGGAUGGGACAUAAGGGAGGAUGUUGGUGAUGAUGGAUUGUGAUGAUAUCUCUACUUUUUUGGAUUCUGGGAGUGGUGAUGUGUAUUUUUAUGUACUGUAUGCUUGGCGUUGGGGAUCAUAAAAGGCUAAGGCUUUGGUUUUGGUGUGUUGUAUAUUAUUUUGCUGGGGGUGAAGGCUGGGGUUCUGAGAAUGUGCAUUUCGGUCGAUGUCGCUUUUCGAGCUUGUACGCUGCUGCGCUGGGAUUGUGGUGGUUGUGUGAUAUAUUGCAAAUGAAUAACUGCAUAGACAUUUCAUUGCAGUAUAGUCGAUGGUUUGCAGCGAUGACGAUUGCGCUUCAUGGCUUAUGGCAUUGGAUAGGAAGUAGGCACACAUAAAGGUCAGCAUCCAACUGAUAUCUGUCAAUGCAGAUCAACGAGAG
Messenger RNA from Aspergillus aculeatinus CBS 121060, 453 nucleotides. RefSeq lists its product as uncharacterized. Lineage: Eukaryota; Fungi; Ascomycota; Eurotiomycetes; Eurotiales; Aspergillaceae. The transcript has a single exon. The coding region runs from base 77 to 409 and encodes 110 amino acids. The record is from RefSeq and is a predicted model, not a curated record.